GAGAAGCUUUUUGCUUCGUCUUCUUUCUGCAACCAGUUCAAGAUCAUCAUCAUCAUCAUCUGCGAAAAUGGUGCUCGAAAAUAGUUUCUUCAAUUACAAGAUCAUCGUGAACGGGGAAAGGAACGAGGUGAAAGUGUGCCCGCCUGCUAAUUUAACCAACUUGGAUUGGAGCCAGGAUCCUCUUGCCAACACUCUUCCCAUUUUGUUCAGCCAAAUUCUGCUCAUGAUCGUCCUGGGCGGCCUUAUCUCCAUCCUCCUUAAGCCCCUCCAUCAGCCUCGGUUUGUCGCCGAGAUCAUUGGCGGCAUCCUCAUCGGGCCGACGUUGCUAGCAAAUAACUUUGACUUCCACAAUAUGUUCCUUGACUUCUCGAGCGCGCCAACCAUGGAGGCGUUCACCAACUUGGGUGUCGUCUACUAUAUGUUCCUCGUCGGGUUAGAGAUGAACUUGGCUCCUAUACUACGAAUCCAGAGGAAAUCCAUAAGCAUCGCCCUGGCCGGGAUUCUUGUCCCGCUCGCCAUAGGAUUCGGCUCAUAUUUCGUCAUUGCCCCAAAAGCUGAAAGCACGGACAAGAAGUGGUUGAGGCAAAAGGGAGCUUUCGUGUGGGGCAUCGCCCUCACGGCCACCAACUUACCCGACGUCACGCGGAUUCUGUCCGAAGUCAAGCUCCUGCGCACGGAGACUGGAAGAACUGCGCUGUCUUGUGCCUAUGUGAGCGACAUAGGCACUUGGCUGUUACUCGUCACAAUGCUCACAAUUUCUCACGACGACAUCCUCCCCAUCGCGAUUGCAACGGGCGUUUUCGUGCUGCUCUGCUUGUACGUGGGCCGCCCGGCUCUCCUGUGGCUCAUCGACCAGACGAUGGAUGGGGAGGAAUACACGGAGUACCAGGUCCAAUUCGUCCUCUGCGGAGUCAUGCUGUGGGGUUUCCUAACAGAUGCAAUAGGAGUGUACUCCAUCUUCGGGGCUUUCAUGUUCGGUUUCAUCAUGCCGAGUGGCCAGCUCGCAACCCUGAUCACGGAGAGGCUCGACAGGGUGACAUCAUGGAUAAUGGUACCAAUGUAUUGCCUACUGAACGGCGUCCGGACCAAUAUCCCCCACAUGGUACCACAAGGAAGGACCGCCGUGCAUGUGGUGGUCUUCGUAUGCUUGGCUUGGGCCGCCAAGUUCUUGAGCACCGUUUUCAUCUCCGUAUCCUACAAUAUGGAAAGACGAGAAGCCGUGACGCUCGGAGUGCUCAUGAACACUAAAGGACUAUUGGCCAUUAUCGUCAUCAACAUCGGGCGGGAUCUGUUGCUUCUGGACAUUGAGUCAUCUGCGGUGAUGGUUGUAGCACUCCUGGUGAUGACGAUCACAGUCCCUCCCAUCAUCAGGCACUCCUACAGAUUUGAAAAGCCUCUGCUUGUGCACAAACGGAGGACCAUCGAGAGCAACGGGCCAGAUUCGCCGUUUCAAGUCCUGGCGGGCAUCUACUCAACACAGGGCAUGCGCGGCAUCGUGAACCUACUGCAGCUGUCUCAUGCUACCAGGCAGUCCCCGAUCCACGUCGUGGCCGUCCACCUGGUGGAGCUCACAGAGCACACUUCGGCGGCGAUGCUGGUCGUGCACGACGCGUACAAGCCGAAUUCUCACAGGCCAGGCGAGGAGCACGCCAAGCCCGAGACGGAUCAGAUCAUUGAAGCCUUUGAAAACUAUGCAAGGGAAAGCGACAACACCGUGUCAGUCGAAGCUCUGACCGCUCUGUCACCCUACGCCACGCUACACGUGGACGUUUGCAGCAUCGCGGAAGACAAGCGAGCUUCGAUCAUAAUCCUCCCGUUCCACAUACAGGGAAAGAACAACGACGAACCCGAGAACAGGAGUUCUUCCAUCAAAGACGUCAACGAAAAUGUGCUGGCGGGAGCGCCCUGCUCCGUGGCUUUGCUGGUCAACCGAGGUCUAGGGAUGUCCAACCACAGGCAGCGCGCAUUGUUAAUGUUCUUCGUAUGCGGGCCCGACGAUCGGGAGGCCUUAGCGUAUGCCUGGAGGAUGUCAUGCCAGCCUGAGGUUCACCUGACGGUGGUACGGUUCUUCGAAGGGGACGGCGCCGUCGACCCCACGCCGCUGGACGACCCCAAGGACAGCGAAGGGGUUUUUACCUUCUUCGAGGAGCACGUGAAGCAAAGAGCCAUAGACGAAGACUACAUAAACGAAUUCAAGUCGAAGACGAUGGACAGUCAGUCCGUCACUUACACAGAGGAAGUGGUGAACGACAUGAACGAAACCCUGACCGCCAUAAGGCAAGCAAUGGAGCGAGAAUCGUAUGAACUGUGCAUCGUGGGACGAGGGAAACAGAGCACAUCCCCGCUCCUGGCGAGCCUGUCGGAAUUAUCUGAGUAUCCGGAGCUGGGAGCCUUAGGAGACGCGAUCGUCACGUCUAACUUCGCGUUGAACUCAUCUGUUCUGGUAGUGCAGCAGUAUACCAACAAUAGUUUGGGGCUUGAAGGUGGGUCGAGCAGGUUUUUGGCCAACGCCCGUCACUGGAAAGUCAAGAACUGGCGGCGCAAAAGCGCUUCCUAA
Rhodamnia argentea is the source of this 2557-nucleotide messenger RNA. Its product is annotated as cation/H(+) antiporter 15-like. Gene Ontology annotation, biological process: regulation of pH; proton transmembrane transport. The coding region runs from base 68 to 2557 and encodes 829 amino acids. Lineage: Eukaryota; Viridiplantae; Streptophyta; Magnoliopsida; Myrtales; Myrtaceae. Gene Ontology annotation, molecular function: antiporter activity. Gene Ontology annotation, cellular component: membrane; endomembrane system. The transcript is spliced from 3 exons. The record is from RefSeq and is a predicted model, not a curated record.